AUGACGAUUGAACUUAUGGUCCUGGGCCCUUCCAUACUUGGCCAAAUUCUCGACUUCGUCCUCUUCGACCAGACCGAAUUGGACUCAUCAAACUUCAAUCAGCCGUUACUGUCCAAGAAAAUCGCGAAUGUCCUCGAGGAUUCAGACUCGGCCGUCCCGACGAUGCGUCAUCUGCCAAACGGGAUCGCUCUGGCAAAUCGUCGUUUGGCGUGUCUGGCUCUGGGGUGCACCGUGAGGAAGCAGCGUGAGAUGGAGGAUUUGCGUGCACAAGAAGCGUGGCAGCGCUCAGGAGAUCUGCUCAAACGCUACAGGCGAGCACUUGAGGAGAUAUUCCUUAUGGCGACAGACUCUCCAUUCGGCAUACUCAUUGAAGAACGUGAAGAAUUCACCGAAGUUUUCUACAAUUCGGCCGAGCUGCAGUCGGCUUAUCAUCUGCGCUUCCGAGGAAAAGUUUUAUCGGAAAUGCUGGAAGGCAUAUUCCACUAUUUGUCACCAUUAGUCGCGUCUUGGACUCAGUUGGACGACACUAACGAGGAGCUUCAGCUCUACUUCAAUACCGGCAAGAUGGGCUGUUGUUCGGGGAUACAAACAGUUCUGUUUAAUGAUGGACCCGAGAGGCAAUGUGAUGAGUUGAAUAUUCCUUCCUAUUCGAUGACGACUCCUAGUCUCGACAACCGAACGAGAAUCACUAGCGUCUCUAUAGACCAUGGUGCUCUCGGACUGGUCAAUGAGGAGCGCUUGAAGUCUCGGUUAGCCCCGUCAUUUGGAUUGCUAACUCAGGGCCGACUACCCCAUGUAGUCUGUGCAACCGUCGUAGCCGGCGCGGUAGCAUAUGCUGCUCGGGAGUUGUACAAUUUGCGACAACAAGCGUCGACUCUGAGGAAGCAGUUGCAAGAGGCUCACAAUAAGCUCGGGGAAAAGGAGUCAGAACUGCACCAAAAGACGGAGGAAUUGCAGCUCCUCCAUAAGAAGUGGCAAGGCGCAGCUCGUAUGCUGCUCAGUCGCGCCGUGGUGGCCAACGAAAUGCAGGAAACCAAAACAAGUUCACUGUCGGGUACUGAGAGCACCUCUCAUCCACGAGGUGUAGCGAGUCGACUGGUCACCGCUGCAACGGGUUCAGGAGCGACCAAAGUCGCUGCCGCAGCGGCUAUGAUGUGGUUGCUCCGACUGAGGGUUUCUGCUGGAGGCUCACUACAGCUUCGCGGAGUUUCCACAUUUUUGUAG
Messenger RNA from Perkinsus marinus ATCC 50983, 1224 nucleotides. RefSeq lists its product as hypothetical. The coding region runs from base 1 to 1224 and encodes 407 amino acids. The transcript is spliced from 11 exons. The record is from RefSeq and is a predicted model, not a curated record. Lineage: Eukaryota; Perkinsozoa; Perkinsida; Perkinsidae.